Peronospora belbahrii is the source of this 531-nucleotide messenger RNA. NCBI's taxonomy places the organism in Eukaryota, Oomycota, Peronosporomycetes, Peronosporales, Peronosporaceae. The record is from the annotation of a GenBank genome assembly.
AUGAUGUCGCCCCACCUGCAUUCUGUGUAUGCCUUCAUUCCUGAGGAAGAAGAACCGAAGCAAAGAGAGACAAGAAUGGAGACGACUGCUGACCAACGCAAGUGCCACAACUGCGGCCAGUCCGGCCACAUUCGCCGUGACUGCUCCGAGAUUCCCUCGCAAGAGGGUGGAUUUGGUAGCUAUAAUAGCAACGCUGCGUGUUUCGGCUGUGGAAAAUCUGGCCACCUGAAGCGUGACUGCCCCACGAGUACAAGUGGCCGUGCGUGCCACAAUUGCGGCCAAGUGGGUCACAUCCGUCGUGACUGCGCUGAAGAUGUGCAGCCGCCUAAGUGCCACAACUGUGGCGAGUCGGGCCACUUGCGUCGUGACUGUGCUCAGGAGCUGCGCGAGUCGCGCAAGUGUCACCACUGCGGCCAAAGUGGUCACCUCCGUCGUGACUGCCCCGACGACAGUGGCCCGACUGAGGACAAGUGCUAUCAGUGUGGCGAGACCGGCCACUGGGCUCGCAAUUGCUCUGGCAUAACUGCAUAA